Molecule: messenger RNA, 1169 nt
Organism: Taeniopygia guttata (zebra finch)
Lineage: Eukaryota; Metazoa; Chordata; Aves; Passeriformes; Estrildidae
Gene: DIRAS3
Product: DIRAS family GTPase 3
Biological process (GO): signal transduction
Cellular component (GO): membrane
Molecular function (GO): GTP binding; GTPase activity
Source: RefSeq, marked provisional
GGCUGCCAGGAGAUUUCAGCCCCGUUUCGCUGCUCUCUGGAGCUGAUGGCUGCAGCCCACCUCUGCAUAGGGGUGUGUAAACUUGGUGGAACUCGAGGUUUUUGUGUGAAAAGCUCUUCUCACAUCUCGGCGCAGCCAACAUGCCUGAGCAGAGCAAUGAUUACAGGGUGGUGGUGUUCGGAGCAGCGGGGGUCGGCAAAAGCUCCCUGGUCCUGCGCUUCGUAAGGGGCACUUUCAGGGAAACCUACAUCCCCACCAUCGAGGAUACGUACCGGCAGGUGAUCAGCUGUGACAAGAGCAUCUGCACCCUGCAGAUCACGGACACCACGGGCAGCCAUCAGUUCCCUGCCAUGCAGCGGCUCUCCAUCUCCAAAGGGCAUGCCUUCAUCUUGGUGUACUCCGUCACCAGCAGGCAAUCCAUGGAGGAUCUUCACCCCAUCUUCGAUGAGAUUUGUCAGAUCAAAGGCGACAUCCAGAAAAUCCCGAUAAUGUUGGUGGGGAACAAAAGUGACGACACGCAGAGGGAGCUGGAUGCCAGCGAGGGGCAAGCGCUGGCCAGCAAGUGGAAGUGUGCCUUCAUGGAGACCUCAGCCAAAAUGAACUACAACGUGCAGGAGCUCUUCCAGGAGCUCUUGAAUCUGGAGCAGAGGAGAACUAUCAGUCUCCAGGUGGAUGGAAAGAAAUCCAAACAACAGAAAAAGAAAGAUAAACUGCAAGGCAAAUGCUCUGUUAUGUGAUUGCCUUUGGCUGGACUUGCUGUGCGGCACAGCUGGAGCGUGGACUCCCACAGAAAAUACAUUUCUGCUGGAGAUUUUGGAGGAAUCCACGCCCUGCAGGGUGGUUGCUUUCCUCUAAAAUCCCCACUGGGUAAUUGUAUGUGUUGUUUUUAAGGAGGAUGGCUUCUGCAUGUUUAUUUUUUUAAACCAAUAAAUGUUCCAUGUUAGCAAUUACCUGUGACUAGAAGUUUUUAAUGUUAGAAGUCUUCCAGAGGGAAAAAAUGUCUGUCAAAACAAACCUCUCUAAUCUUGUGAGUACAUGCCAGUUUUUAAAUAUCUCCAGCCUGUUAACUCAGAGGAAAUAAUCUAUGAUGUGUAGUGUUAAAUUGUUUUCAGGAAUCUAUUGACCAGAGCAAAUCUAUAACAAAGUGAGGCAUUUGCUCUAAAAAUGAA